AUGAUGAAUAACGUGGUCGAAAAGACGGUGGAAAAUACAAUGAAGAAAUCGAUAGACAAGUCAUCAGAUUACGACUUGGCAGAAAAAAUGGAAAACAUGAAAAAGGUAAUAAUUGAAGAAGUACGGAGAAACUUGGUAUACAGUAAACCGGUGGGACCAAUAAUGAGCUCUAAGGAUAUCCUAACCCUAAGUCAAGAACAGGAAAGUAAAUUUAAUGAAGAAGUACACGAAUUGGGAUUACAUGUGAAUAGAAUACAUCACAAUUCAACUCCAGCUUUUUUAUACGAAAUGGCUUUGAAAUAUGAGUCCAAUUCUUUUAUAACGAGCACAGGAGCGUUAUGUUGCAUUUCUGGAGAAAAAACAGGAAGGUCUCCAUCGGACAAAAGGAUUGUGAAGGAGAGCUCCUCUGAGGAGAACAUCUGGUGGGGGAAGGUAAAUAUCCCAUUAAAGGAAAAAUCUUACGAAAUAAAUAAAGGCAGAGCGAUAGAUUAUCUAAAUUUGCAACCAAACUUGUACGUAAUAGAUGCAUAUGCAGGAUGGGAUGAAAACUGUAGAAUGAAAAUUAGAGUUAUUACCUCCAGAGCAUAUCAUGCAUUGUACAUGUUAAAUAUGCUUAUUCCCCCAAAAAAUGUAGAAGAAAUACAAAAUUUUAUUCCAGAUUUUAUUAUAUACAAUGCUGGAGAUUUUCCUUCGAAUAGAUUAACUGAUGGAAUGUCAAGUAAAACAUCAGUCAUUAUAAAUUUCGGUGCUAUGAAUAUGAUUAUAUUAGGAACACAAUAUGCUGGGGAAAUGAAAAAAGGAAUUUUAACCUUAUUUAUGUAUAAAAUGCCUUUGGAAGGGAAAUUACCUUUACAUUCAUCAUGCAAUGUUGGGAAGAAAAAUGAUGUCACUUUAUUCUUUGGACUCUCAGGGACAGGAAAGACAACCCUAUCUGCUGAUGCAAAUAGAUAUCUCAUAGGAGAUGAUGAACAUGUUUGGACAGACGAUGGAAUAUUCAACAUAGAAGGUGGAUGUUAUGCAAAAUGUAAAGGUCUAUCAAAGAAACAAGAACCUGAAAUAUAUAAGGCCAUAAAAUUUGGUGCUAUUCUAGAAAAUGUAGUUAUGGAUCCAGUUACGAGAGAAGUAGACUACAACAAUUGUUCAAUAACAGAAAAUACUCGAUGUGCUUAUCCUCUAUCUUAUAUUGAAAAUGCAAAAAUUCCAGCCUAUGUUCAUAUGCAUCCUCAGAAUAUUAUUCUCCUUACUUGUGAUGCAUUUGGAGUGAUCCCUCCAUUGUCUAAGUUGGAUGUAUAUCAAAUGAUGUACCAUUUUGUUAGUGGGUAUACAAGCAAAAUGGCAGGUACAGAAAGCGACGUUUUGAAACCAACAGCUACGUUCUCUUCAUGUUAUGCUGCUCCCUUCUUGGCACUCCAUCCUAUGGUUUACGCCAAAAUGUUGGCAGAGAAAUAUCAGAAACAUAAGGCCAAUGUAUGGCUGUUAAAUACUGGUUGGAUUUAUGGCUCCUACGGUUCGCAGAAUGGACAAAGGAUUCCGUUGAAGUACACACGCAUGUUGGUAGACUGCAUUCAUGAGAAUAAGCUUAUUGAUGUGGAGUAUAAAAAGACACCCAUUUUUAACUUUAACAUUCCUGCCCGUGUGGAUGGCAUUCCGGAGGAGGUUCUAGACCCCCUCGUGGGGUGGAAGGACAAGGAGGAUUACAUGAAAAACCUCCAGAACUUGGCCAGGGAGUUUAUUAGCAAUUUUACGUUGUUUUCGGACAAGGCGGGCCCUGACAUCCUUUCCGGGGGACCCACCCUCUAG
Plasmodium cynomolgi strain B is the source of this 1800-nucleotide messenger RNA. Its product is annotated as phosphoenolpyruvate carboxykinase. The transcript has a single exon. Gene Ontology annotation, cellular component: cytosol. Gene Ontology annotation, molecular function: phosphoenolpyruvate carboxykinase (ATP) activity; ATP binding. Gene Ontology annotation, biological process: gluconeogenesis. The record is from RefSeq and is a predicted model, not a curated record. NCBI's taxonomy places the organism in Eukaryota, Apicomplexa, Aconoidasida, Haemosporida, Plasmodiidae. Bases 1 to 1800 code for a protein of 599 amino acids.